CGGGACACACCUCAUUAACCCUCAUCCCCAACCCAUUACUCCCACUCCCCAUAUUUCUCUCUUUUAUUCUCUUUCUAUUUCGAGGGGGUAAUGGGGGAGCACAAGACUCACAACAACCGCUGGAACUGGGAGGUGAGUGGCUUCGAGCCGCGCCGUUCGUCGCCCUCCUCGCCGGAGGAGCUACCUUCGCCCACUCGUGCACCGUUGAUGCGACGCUAUUCGAUCUCCGCCGCCGCGUCUUCCACGGUGUCCUCGGAGUUCUCUAAGCAGGCCCUGGCUUCUAAGUUGCUGCGAUUGAAGGAUAAACUUAAGCUAGCAAAAGAAGACUACUUGGAGUUGCGACAAGAUGUUAGUGAUCUACAGGAAUAUUCAAAUGCCAAACUUGAUCGGGUUACACGUUACUUAGGUGUUCUUGCAGAGAAAACUCGUAAGCUAGAUCAGUUUGCUGUUGAAAGUGAGGCUAGAAUAUCUCCGUUGGUCAAUGAGAAGAAAAGGUUGUUUAAUGACUUAUUGACAGCCAAAGGAAACGUAAAGUUAUUUUGUCGGAUAAGGCCACUUUUUGAAGAUGAGGGUCCUUCGAUUGUUGAAUUUCUUGAUGAGUGUACUAUUCGUGUAAAUACCGGUGAUGAUGCAAUCUCCAACCCUAAAAAAGAUUUCGAAUUUGACAGAGUUUAUGGACCUCAUGUUGGACAAGUGGAGCUGUUCAAUGAUGUUCAACCAUUUGUGCAAUCAGCUUUGGAUGGAUAUAAUGUUUCCGUAUUUGCUUAUGGACAAACUCGGUCAGGAAAGACAUACACCAUGGAAGGAUCCAACCAUGAUCGCGGCUUAUAUGCUCGUUGUUUUGAGGAACUGUUUGAUUUAGCCAACUCAGAUUUAACUUCAACUUCUAAAUUCAAUUUCUCUGUCACAGCCUUUGAUCUCUAUAAUGAACAGAUAAGGGAUUUACUCUCAGAAUCAGGGAGCACUUUACCUAGGAUACAGUUGAAGUUACCAGAAUCUUCAGUAGAACUUGUGCCGAACAAAGUUGAUAACCCAAUGGACUUCUCUAAAGUUCUGAAAGCAGCAUUUCAAAGCCGACAAAGUGACACAUCAAAGUUCACUGUUUCUCAUUUGAUCAUCACAGUGCACAUAUACUAUAACAAUCUGAUCAGUGGAGAAAACUCGUACAGCAAGCUCUCUCUAAUUGACUUGGCUGGAAGUGAUGGUCAAAUUUUAGAAGAAGACAGCGGGGAGCGUGUUACAGACUUACUUCAUGUCAUGAAAUCACUUUCGGCGUUGGGAGAUGUUUUGUAUUCUUUGACCUCAAAGAAAGAUGAUAUUCCUUAUGAAAAUUCAAUGCUUACCAAUAUACUUGCAGACUCGCUAGGGGGGAACUCAAAAAGUUUAAUGAUUGUUAACAUCUGUCCAAAUGCUGCGAAUCUGUCUGAGACAUUAUCAUCUCUUAAUUUUGCUGCACGAGCUCGAAAUUCUGUGCUAAGUCUUGGAAACAGGGAUACUAUUAAGAAAUGGAGAGAUGUUGCAAAUGAUGCACGUAAGGAGCUCUAUGAGAAGGAAAAGGAAAUUCAAGAUCUCAAACAAGAGGUUUUGGUACUAAAACAAGCACUUAAAGAGGCAAAUGAUCAGUGUGUCCUAUUAUUCAAUGAAGUUCAGAAGGCGUGGAAAGUGUCGUUUACUCUGCAUUCAGACCUAAAGUCUGAGAAUGUUAUGCUUGCGGACAAGCAUAAGAUAGAGAAGGAACAGAAUGCUCAGCUCAGAAAUCAAGUAGCUCAAUUGCUUCAGUCAGAACAAGAAGCAAAGUUGCAAAUGCAACAAUAUGAUUCAACAAUCCAAACAUUGCAGGUUGCAAAAUUUAAAAGUCUCGAAUCACAACUCAGUGAUGCUAAAUCCUUCAGCUCAGAAAAGGGGUCUGUAGUUUCAACAAUAUCAAAAGCAGCAGCAGAUGGUAUGGAUUCUUCAGAUGUGGCUAAGAAGCUUGAGGAAGAGCUUAAGAAACGUGAUGCUCUGAUUGAGAGGUUGCAUGAAGAAAAUGAGAAAUUAUUUGAUAGAUUAACCGAAAAAGCAUCUACGGUCGGAUCAACACAGGUUCCAAGCCCUUUAUCUGAACAAACAGCAAAUGCUCAGCCUCGAGACCCUGGGAGGAACGAUAACAAGGGACGGUCCAUGGAUGUCCCUUUGCAAUUGGCCUUGGACAAGACUGAUGAUGCUGGUGCUUUGGUUAAAGCGGGUUCAGAUAAAGUUAAAACCACACCUGCAGGAGAAUACCUUACUGCUGCACUGAAUGACUUUGACCCUGACCAAUAUGAUAGCAUUGCUGCCAUCUCAGAUGGAGCAAACAAGCUUUUGAUGCUGGUCCUAGCAGCUGUCAUUAAAGCAGGUGCUUCUAGAGAGCAUGAAAUACUUGCUGAAAUUAGAGAUGCUGUUUUUGCUUUUAUCCGGAAGAUGGAGCCAAAGAGAGUAAUGGAUACCAUGCUUGUUUCCCGUGUUAGAAUUUUAUAUAUAAGGUCUUUGCUUGCUAGAUCACCUGAGCUUCAGUCUAUCAAGGUUUUCCCAGUUGAGUGCUUUCUAGAAAAGCCUAAUUCAGGACGUAGUAGAAGUUCCAGCCGGAGUAACAGUCCUGGAAGAUCUCCCGUUCUUUAUGUUGAUGAACAGAUCCAGGGCUUUAAAGUAAAUAUAAAGCCAGAAAAGAAAUCAAAGUUGUCCUCAGUUGUUUCAAGAAUACGUGGACUUGAUCAGGAUUCUCCGAGACAGCAGCAGGUUACAGGUGGAAAGCUAAGAGAAAUACAAGAGGAGGCCAAAAGUUUUGCAGUUGGAAACAAAGCUCUUGCUGCUCUUUUUGUCCAUACUCCUGCUGGUGAACUGCAGCGGCAAAUUAGGUCAUGGCUUGCAGAAAGUUUUGAGUUUCUUUCCUUUACUGGGGAUGAAGCAUCUGGGGGAACCACUGGUCAGUUAGAGCUUCUUUCAACUGCUAUUAUGGAUGGUUGGAUGGCCGGACUUGGUGCUGCACUCCCUCCUAAUACAGAUGCUCUUGGUCAGCUUUUAUCGGAGUAUGCAAAGCGGUUUUUUACUUCUCAAUUGCAGCACUUGAAGGAUAUUGCUGGCACCCUGGCAACAGAAGAGGCUGAUGACGCUGCCCAAGUGGCAAAGUUGCGUUCAGCUCUUGAAUCCGUUGAUCACAAACGAAGAAAAAUUUUGCAACAAAUGAGAAAUGAUGCUGCAUUGCUAACAUUGGAGAAUGGCAGUUCACCCAUUCAGAAUCCUUCUACUGCAGCUGAAGAUGCCCGUUUAGCAUCUCUGAUUUCUCUUGAUGGCAUAUUGAAGCAAGUCAAGGAUAUAACGAGGCAAUCCUCUGUAAGUAGCAUGGGUAGAAGUAAGAAGAAAGCAAUGCUAGCAUCUCUAGAUGAGCUGGAUGAACGAAUGCCCUCUCUCCUUGACAUUGAUCAUCCAUGUGCUCAGAGGCAAAUUUCCAAUGCUCGGCGCCUGGUUGAGUCGAUCCGUGAAGAGGAUGAUAAGGCGCUAGAUAUAGAUCCUGCUCAAAAGCCACCUACGGAAUUGGGAUCCGGUACAGAAACUGAUGUUGCACAAUGGAAUGUAUUACAAUUCAACACAGGCUCUAUAACCCCAUUCAUCAUUAAGUGUGGAGCAAACUCGAAAUCUGAAUUGGUAAUCAAGGCAGAUGCAAAGGUUCAGGAACCCAAAGGUGGUGAAAUUGUGAGGGUUGUUCCAAGGCCCUCGGUUUUAGAAAAUAUGAGCUUGGAUGAAAUGAAGCUCGCAUUCUCCGAACUUCCGGAGGCUCUGGGAUUACUUGCCCUAGCUAGGACUGCAGAUGGUACCCGAGCUCGAUAUUCCAGAUUGUAUAGGACUUUGGCGAUGAAGGUUCCAUCGCUAAGGGAUCUAGUCGGAGAGCUCGAAAAAGGAGGGGUAUUGAAAGAUGUGAAGUCGUGAAUGCAGAGGGUAUCUUUAUUUUGUUUUGGGAUGUUGAGUGUUUAUGAUAUUUAGGAGGGAUUGUGUCUGCAGGGACAUAUGGUGGUGUUGUAAACCUGUGAUUUAACGUGCUUGUAGGGCUUGUAU
This is a messenger RNA of Hibiscus syriacus, 4068 nucleotides long. RefSeq names its product kinesin-like protein KIN-14B. The transcript is spliced from 23 exons. Gene Ontology annotation, molecular function: microtubule motor activity; microtubule binding; ATP binding. The record is from RefSeq and is a predicted model, not a curated record. NCBI's taxonomy places the organism in Eukaryota, Viridiplantae, Streptophyta, Magnoliopsida, Malvales, Malvaceae. The coding region runs from base 91 to 3942 and encodes 1283 amino acids. Gene Ontology annotation, biological process: microtubule-based movement.